CAGAAACAGAGCAGAGCAAGGGAGCAGAGGUGAUCUCACACUCAUCAGCACAGGAUAACACAACCAUGAUGGGUUGACUUGGGGGGGGUGGGGGGGAGAGUCGGUUGGAGAGAGGAAGUGUGCAUUCGCCACCACUUGCUCAGCCAUGGAGACCAACCAAGUUCUACAUUUCGUCCCUUUGGCAGAGGCACCUCCCUCUGGGAUGUCCAAGAAUGGAUACUUCUUUCAGGAAAUGGAGCAGCGGGAGGUGGAGCCGGAGGAGGGCAGCGAGGGCCAGGAGGAGGGACAGGACUCGCCGAUCGCCUGCGGAGAUGACAUCCACCUCUACGACAACCAGAUCAGCCCUGGGCCAGACGCUGACGACUCUGGCUGUGUGCUGCUGAACACAUCAAGAAAGUAUGUGAAGCUGAUGAACUUUGAGGAGGAGAUCCGGGCUCACAGGGACCUGGACGGCUUCCUGGCGCGGGCCACCAUCCUGCUGGACGAGACCGCCGCCUCGCUGGACGACGUUCUGAAGAGGAUGCUGCACCACGUGGGCCAGGACAGCAACGCAUCGGAGCCCAGCUGCAACUUCGAGGAGGUGAUGAGCAUGCUGUUCACUGACGCCGGAGCGCAGGAGGUCAACGACAAGUCUCAAAGUUUCGUUUUCUUUGAUGACGUGCACCUGCUGUCAGAGACGAUCCAGGGAGCUACGGCCACCGCCACCGGCAUCCAGUACCAGCAGUCCUGGCUCUGCAUCCUCUGCAACGUGAAGCAUCUCCAGAGGCGUCACGUGUGUAUCUCCCGCCUGGAGAGGCCGCAAAACUGGGGGGAGAACUGCUGCGAGGUCCGCUAUGUCAUCCUGAUCCUCGCGCCGUCCAAAAUGAAAAGCACCAAGACAGCGAUGGAGUUUGGCAGGACGUUCGCCACGCUCUUCUCCGACAUCACCUUCAGGCAGAAGUUGCUGGAGACGAAGACCCAGGAGGAGUUUAAGGAGGCGCUGGUGUUCCAGAUGCACCAGCUGACGGCUACCCUGCAGCAGCCCACCGCCCUGGGGAAGGAAGAGACGGACCCCCGCAGUCACAAGCCCCUCAAGUGUAAAGACUUCUUAAGAGCCGGCCGGGGGAUUUACGAGGACCUGUGCCGCCGCCUGCCUUUCUACCCUUCUGACUUCACAGAUGGUAUAGUCGGCAGUAAUAAAACUCUACUGAAGUACAUGACCACGGCCAUCUUCCUCUACAUCGCCAUCCUCCUCCCCGCCAUCGCCUUCGGAUCCCUCAACGACGAGAGCACGCGUGGGGAGAUAGAUGUUCGGAAGACCAUCAUCGGCCAAAGCAUCGGUGGGGUCAUCUACUCGUUGUUCGCCGGCUCUCCUCUAGUCGUGCCCCUCACCACAGCUCCCCUCGCCAUCUUCAUCAGCGUGAUUCGAGGAAUCUGUGACGACUACAACCUGGAUUUCCCCGCUUUCUACGCCUGCAUCGGUUUGUGGAACUGCCUGUUCCUCAUCCUGGGAGGCAUCUUCAACGUCAGUCUGCUCAUGAAGCUCUUUAAAAGGUCUACAGAGGAGGUCAUUGCGCUGUUCAUUUCCAUUGCAUUUGUGGUGGAUGCGGUGAAAGGCACGGUCAAAAUCUUUCACAGGUACUACCACCCACCGACGCUGAGCAACACAAGCGCAGAGAUCCUCCCUCAGGCUGGAAAUCUGCUCGGGGGAAACAGGAGCGAGGUGGCGGCGGGAUUCGCGCUGAACGCCCUCCCUGAAUCCGUCAUCCAUUGCACCCGAGAGAGGCCGCUCCUCUGCCUCCUGCUGAUGCUCGGGACGUUAUGGAUGGGCUACACCCUUUACCAGUUCAAAAGGAGCCCGUUCCUGCAUGCCAAAGUGAGGGAGGUGAUGUCGGACUGCGCUCUGCCGAUCUCAGUGCUCAUGUUCUCCUUCAUCGGCUCCUACAUUUUCAGUGACAUUGAUCUUCCAGUUUUUAAAGUUCAUGACCGGCCCGUCUUCAAGGUGGCUCCCUUUGAGCGUCUGUCGGCCCUGAACGUGGUCAGCGCCAUGGGCCUGGGCUUCCUCCUGGCACUCCUCAUCUUCAUCGACCAGAACAUCGUCGUCUCGCUGACCAAUGCGCCAGAGAACAGGUUGCUGAAGGGCACGGCGUAUCACUGGGACCUGAUGCUCUCUGGGCUCAUUAACAUCCUGAUGUCUGUGCUGGGGUUGCCCUGGAUGCACGCCGCCUUCCCCCACUCCACCCUCCAUGUGCGCCAGCUGGCGUUCGUGGAGCAGCGCGUGGAGGGGGGGCACCUCUACGAGACUAUCGUCCAGGUGAAGGAGACGCGGCUGACGUCUCUGACGGCCAACAUCUUCAUCGGUGUGUCGGUGCUGCUGCUGCCCCUCCCGCUGCAGUGGAUCCCCAAACCCGUCCUGUACGGCCUCUUCCUCUACAUCGCCCUCACCUCCAUCGACGGAAACCAGAUGUGCGACCGCAUGGCUCUCCUCCUCAAGGAGCAGACGUCCUACCCUCCGACCCACUACAUCCGCAAAGUGCCCCAGAGGAAGAUCCACUACUUCACCUUCCUGCAGAUGAUGCAGCUGCUGAUCCUCUGCACGUUCGGCAUGUACCCCAUACCGUACAUGAAGAUGAUCUUCCCUCUGCUCAUGAUCAUGCUGAUUCCAAUCAGGAACAACGUGCUUCCUCAUAUCAUUGAGGCCAAAUACUUGGACAUAAUGGAUGCCCAACACAUGUAGCGACAGAUGGAGACAAGUUCUGGAUCCACAAGAAAAACCAUCUGGAAUUUGAAAAAAGAAAAAAAUACAAAUAAGGAUUUAAAAAUAUUUUUCAAUGCAAACUGUUUGGAAGCAAAAAAGAGCGAUACCGACUGUUUUGAUUUUUGUAUCUGAUAAGAACAUUCUUGCAGGUGAAGCACUGGAAAAUGUGGGCAGUGAUGCGAGAGAGAGAGAGAUGAGGAGCUCUGGGAAUUAUUUCCAAAUGUGGACAGACAGCAUCUCUCUGGGAAAGUUCUGCCGAAAAAACCAGAAAGUCCGGAACCCUGUUUCACCUCUGUUUGACCCUGUCAGCUUGUCAGUGCCAUAUACCUCCAUGUUCCUCCACAUUUUACCCUUACUGGAGUGUAUCCAUCUGUGUGUUAAGCUAUGGGUUAGUGCUUCAAGUACUCACUAAUACUGUGUAAGUAAUAAACAUUCUGCCAUUAUAGAGAUGUGUACUGGCACAAUGUAAGCAUGAACACCCGCUUUGUGUUUUUACACGUCAUUAUACAUGCUUACACUGCGUUGCUUAGUACUGAAAUACUUUCCUGUGGUUGAAGUAACACUGCAUUCAAACCACUGCAAAGUAAAUGUGUACCUUUUGUAAUUCUGUCUUUGUGCAGUGUGAAAACCGUUACAUUCCUACACCUUUUAGCUGUGAUCCCCCCCUUUUUACUAUGAAAGACACUUGUGCUUAUUAGUUUCUAAGUCAUUCCAAGAAAAAUCCGCAUUCAUUAAGGAGGAAAUAGGAGUGUGUGUGUGUGUGUGUGUGUGUGUGUGUGUGUGUGUGUGUGUGUGUGUGUGUGUGUGUGUGUGUGUGUGUGUGUGUGUGUGUGUGUGUGUGUGUGUGUGUGUGUGUGUGUGUGUGUGUGUGUGUGCUAUAGACACACUACUAAGCUACUUGAUCCGUCUUCUUACCACGUAUUUCAGAAACCUCAUUUCUAAAGCUGCAUUCACAUGAUUCGCGAUUUGCUCUUUGCCUUGCUAAAAACAACAAGUUAGUUUAGUUGUUAUUGUUACGGGACCUGCUAGCUUGUACCACCACCUACAGCUGUCAUCUGGUUUCGUGUCGAACGGUCGGCGGUAAAUGAAAUAAAAGCUCAGCCACAAUUUCGAGCGAUGUCCGGCGAUAAGUUCGAGCGAUGUUCGACGAAAGUUCGAGCGAUGUUCGACGAAAGUUCGAGCGAUGUUCGACGAAAGCUCGAGCGAUGUUUGACGCAUCGGUGACGCGCUUCCGCCUAGUCGGCCAGCACCGCACUCUCCAUAGAAACAUAACAGCGACGCAAGUGCAAAACACGCUCAUGUGUAGGGCCCCUUAUCGCGUAUCAUGUGAAUGCAGCUUUAGGUGGAAUUACUCAACUGAAUAAAAAAAAAUUAAAAAAAUUCCACAGCUAUAUAUUAUAUUAUAUUAUAUAUAUAUAUUUAGAACAACAGCACAAACCAAAUCAUAUUGUGAAAUCUUUAUCAAAUUAUGAAUAUAUUAGAAUAUAUUAUGGCAAUAUACAACAAAAAGUAUUUUAGGUUAAAUUCAAAUAGAAAUAUUUAUUUAUCAUUAUCUUUUAAAAUAAUGAGAAUUGUGUGUGUUUAAGCUGAAAUGGAAAGUAGUUUGUAAUCUUCUGUUUGCUCCUUCACAUUCCUGAUCCACAGUUACUGAUUGUUGAAUUUUAGCGUCUUGUCUUACAUCAGGCUGUGCCGCAGUGUUUACAUAUCAAAGUCAUUCCAGCUCCAUGUCAAAGUCCAACACCAUUCUGGUGCAUUGGUAAUAAAGAUGAAAGGCAGGUAAAGGUAAAAAAAGAAAAAAAAACAAGAUAAAAAAAACCCUUAAAAAAAAAACUAUUUGUGAGCUUUGGAUUCAACAAAGUGCAUCCUAUUUUAGUUUUAUUUUGUGAACCAGUGUUCAAAGAUGAGUUUUAGAAUAAUCUGGUCUUGUUUUCUAUUUAGAUGUUAUGAUUAGAUCAAUGCUUGCAAACGUUGUCAUGUAAAAAAUCCAGACAUCUGGAAAGAAUAUCUUGUUAUCUACAGUACAAAAAAAAUAAAGACAAAAAAGACCAUUUAUUUUAGCAGGCACUGUUUUGCUUAAAGCAUGUCUAAUCUGGGUUUUUGAUACGAUGUAAUGCCAAUAGACAUGUAUCCAAAAGAGUAGCAAAUCAAACAGUAACUUCUCAAUAAACCGAAUGCAACGCUCAAUAUUCAGCAAUACUGUGUAUAAAAACUGGUGAGAUUCAUGUUUCACAGCGAAAGUUGUGAAACAAAAGCCAACAGUUGCAUUUUUAAGACAUUUUAGUUCAGCUAUAAUAAAAUUGCUCUGUGCUGAUUCUAUUAUUGCACACAUCAAGGAGAAAAAACUAAUGUUUGCCCGUGAACAAAGCAUUCACAACGCUGGAUUUUAUUACCGUUUACUUGCUUUCCCAAAGUCCAAAUGGCAGCUCCCUCAUGCAUACUGUUUAACUUUGUCUUACAGAUGUGAGAAAGAUGUCCAAUUUAAGCAGAUGUCUCAUGCCGAGAUAGCAAGACAUGAAAUGAAAGCUCAGAAGCAUUUGCAUAAUCCUUUGGAUUAAGGCUUAAAACAGCACUGGCGAGAGAGAUGUGAGGUAUGAAGUAAUAUGUACAGUUUGCAAUGCAAAGUCUAGUUUUUAUCAAGUAUCCAUUAUAAUCCACGGCAAGGUAUUAGUUUCUAACUUUGGACAGAGUACAGAGAUUUAACCAUUCUUCUUAAGUGACGGUAUUGUUGUUGUUCCUUGAUAUCUUCUCCGUGCUGAUGAUUUUGGAAUAGCAGCAAACUUCUCUCAGAGGACCUAACAUCAGAUUCAGAGCGAUAUUCAGAUUCAGCGGUUUGUGAAACCUUGACUCCCCUCCUCCUGAUUGGAUUUGUUUGAAAUUGCGUACUGUGGUGUUUUGGUUUUUCUUUCUUUUCCUGAUUUCAUAUAGCCUACUUUUUCUAAUCAUGAAUGUAAGAUGUUUGGGUUUUUAUAUAGCAUACUAAUUUAGGUGUCGAACAGAAACUGUAAUUUUGUCAAAAAGAUCAGCUAUAUUUGUAAGCUGUAAUAUGUAAAAAUGAGAAAAAAAUGGUUAUAAAACAGAAUGUGUUGGUUUAUUAUAGUAUAUAAUUACUGUACACUGAAAAAGAGAAACUAUCUCAAGCUGUUUGCCAAAUAAAAAGUAGUAGUGAUGUAAAUGUU
Molecule: messenger RNA, 5913 nt
Organism: Eleginops maclovinus (Patagonian blennie)
Lineage: Eukaryota; Metazoa; Chordata; Actinopteri; Perciformes; Eleginopidae
Gene: slc4a11
Product: solute carrier family 4 member 11
Exons: 21
Coding region: 146-2716 (856 amino acids)
Biological process (GO): monoatomic anion transport; monoatomic ion homeostasis; transmembrane transport
Cellular component (GO): basolateral plasma membrane; plasma membrane
Molecular function (GO): solute:inorganic anion antiporter activity
Source: RefSeq, a predicted model, not a curated record